AAGAGAAAGAAGAAUUAUCGGACGAAAUGCCACAGCCGUUUGAAAUGUCACGGGAAAAUUUCAAGUAAAUUGCAUAAAAAGCUGCGGAUGGCAGUGGUGAGAUCGAGCAAAUUGAAACGCGAAUUGACAGCUGCGAGGAAAGCGUUGAAAAACAAAUCAGAGAUGUACGAAUCGAUCAGCAAAUGCUUCGACGAGUUGAAACGCGAUAUGAACAUCACCGAGAUGAAUUUGAACAAGCUCAUUUCGGAGAAUCUUUCGUUAAGAAAAAAGAUAGAGGACACCAGGGAUUGGAUAGAGGAACACGGUGUAGCGAAGGGGCAGAACGCUUCGAAUUUUUUUCGCGAUCUCCAUCGAAAUCGAGAAUUGAAGAAUUUAAAGAAGAAAAUAGAAGAGGAUAAAACAAGGAUCGAUCAGCUUCGAGAAAGAUUAACCAGAUCGGAAUCGGCGAACGCCAAUAAAGGGUUUCUACUGAACAGCUACAAAAGCCAGUUAACCGAUUUGAACAAAGAAAAAACACAACUCGUUACGAAGAUAAGCAACUUAGAAAACGAGAUCUCUCUGCUUCGAAUCAAUAAUUCGCAAUUAAAAUCAAAAGAUAAACUGCAUUCCGAGUACGAGAAAUCCAAGACAGAUUUAACAGAAAAGACGAUAGAACGAGAAACCGAAAUUAUUAAAGGCAAAUACGAAGAAACGGUUAAAUCCAUGAAAACAAAGAUAGUAGAUAUUUCGAAUGAGAACCUAGAAUACUCGAAAGCGAUAAAGGUACGCGGCUACAUGGUUACAAAUAGAUCGUUUAAAAUACUAAACAUAGAAUAG
Messenger RNA from Megachile rotundata (alfalfa leafcutting bee), 816 nucleotides. RefSeq lists its product as uncharacterized. NCBI's taxonomy places the organism in Eukaryota, Metazoa, Arthropoda, Insecta, Hymenoptera, Megachilidae. The record is from RefSeq and is a predicted model, not a curated record.